UAGCUGUGGGACCUUGGGCAAAAUUCUAUAUUUCCUGCUUCUAAGCCUCAAUCUCCGCAUCUGUAAAAUUGGGACUUAGGGGAAUAUUAACCCCUAUCUCAUGAGGUUGUUGUGAGGGUUAAUUAUAGUAUGUUACGUUCAACACACGACAGGAGUUCACUAAAUGAGCUUCUUUCUUCCAGAUCUCUGUAUCAUCCACUCCCUUGGCUCAGCCCCACCCCAAUCUGCUCCACCUUCUAGAUCAGUCACCCCCACCAACCCCAAAUCUUCCCCACCCCAGGGAGUGUCACUUCCUCCUCUGCAGUCUCCCAGACCAGUACACAAAGGCUGCUGCCGCCGCCAGAGGAAGGGCUGCUCUGCACGCACCUAUGUGGAGACUAAAGCCCAGAGAGAAAGUCUGACUUGCCACACAGCCAAGAUGGGAUUUUGCCAUGUUGACCAGGGCAUGGUGGCUUUGCCAGUGGUCCUUGUUUUGCUGCUGGUCCUGAGCAGAGGUGAGAGUGAGUUGGACGCCAAGACCCCAUCCACAGGGGAGGCCACAGAAUGGGGGAAUCCUCACCUGUCCCUGCUGGGGUCCUGCCAGCCAGCCCCCUCCUGCCAGAAGUGCAUCGUCUCACACCCCAGCUGUGCAUGGUGCAAGCAACUGAACUUCACCGCGUCAGGGGAGGCGGAGGCACGGCGCUGCGCCCGACGAGAGGAGCUGCUGGCUCGAGGCUGCCCGCUGGAGGAGCUGGAGGAGCCCCGCGGCCAGCAGGAGGUGCUGCAGGACCAGCCGCUCAGCCAGGGCGCCCGCGGAGAGGGUGCCACUCAGCUGGCGCCGCAGCGGGUCCGGAUCACGCUACGGCCUGGAGAGCCCCAGCAGCUCCAGGUCCGCUUCCUUCGUGCUGAGGGAUACCCGGUGGACCUGUACUACCUUAUGGACCUGAGCUACUCCAUGAAGGACGACCUGGAACGCGUGCGCCAGCUCGGGCACGCUCUGCUGGUCCGGCUGCAGGAAGUCACCCAUUCUGUGCGCAUUGGUUUUGGUUCCUUUGUGGACAAAACGGUGCUGCCCUUUGUGAGCACAGUGCCCUCCAAGCUGCGCCACCCCUGCCCCACACGGCUGGAGCGCUGCCAGUCACCCUUCAGCUUUCACCAUGUGCUGUCCCUAACGGGGGAUGCGCAAGCCUUCGAGCGGGAGGUGGGGCGCCAGAGCGUGUCUGGCAAUCUGGACUUGCCUGAAGGUGGCUUCGAUGCCAUUCUGCAGGCUGCACUCUGCCAGGAGCAGAUUGGCUGGAGAAAUGUGUCCCGGCUGCUGGUGUUCACUUCAGAUGACACAUUCCAUACGGCUGGGGACGGGAAGUUGGGUGGCAUUUUCAUGCCCAAUGAUGGGCACUGCCACUUGGACAGCAAUGGCCUCUACAGUCGCAGCACAGAGUUUGACUACCCCUCUGUGGGUCAGGUAGCCCAGGCCCUCUCUGCAGCAAACAUCCAGCCCAUCUUUGCUGUCACCAGUGCUGCACUGCCUGUCUACCAGGAGCUGAGUAAGCUGAUUCCUAAGUCUGCAGUUGGGGAGCUGAGUGAGGACUCCAGCAAUGUGGUACAGCUCAUCAUGGAUGCUUAUAAUAGCCUGUCUUCCACUGUGACCCUUGAACACUCUUCACUCCCUCCUGGGGUUCACAUUUCUUACGAAUCCCAGUGUGAGGGUCCUGAGAAGACGGAGGGUAAGGCUGAGGAUCGAGGACAGUGCAACCAUGUCCGAAUCAACCAGACGGUGACUUUCUGGGUUUCCCUCCAAGCCACCCACUGCCUCCCAGAGCCCCAUCUCCUGAGGCUCCGGGCCCUUGGCUUCUCAGAGGAGCUGACUGUGGAGUUGCACACGCUGUGUGACUGUAACUGCAGUGACACCCAGGCCCAGGCUCCCCACUGCAGUGAUGGCCAGGGACACCUACAAUGUGGGGUAUGCAGCUGUGCCCCCGGCCGCCUAGGCCGGCUCUGUGAGUGCUCUGAGGCUGAGCUGUCCUCCUUAGAUCUGGAAUCUGGGUGCCGGGCUCCCAAUGGCACAGGGCCCCUAUGCAGCGGAAAGGGUCAGUGCCAAUGUGGACACUGCAGCUGCAAUGGACAGAGCUCUGGACAUCUGUGCGAGUGUGACGAUGCCAGCUGUGAGCGACAUGAGGGCAUCCUCUGUGGAGGAUUUGGUCGCUGCCAAUGUGGAGUAUGUCACUGUCAUGCCAACCGCACGGGCAGAGCAUGUGAAUGCAGUGGGGACAUGGACAGUUGCAUCAGUCCCGAGGGAGGGCUCUGCAGUGGGCAUGGACGCUGCAAAUGCAACCGCUGCCAGUGCUCGGAUGGCUACUACGGUGCUCUAUGCGACCAAUGCCCAGGCUGCAAGACACCAUGCGAGAGACACCGGGACUGUGCAGAGUGUGGGGCCUUUGGGACUGGCCUCCUGGCCACCAAUUGCAGUACAGCUUGUGCCCAUACCAAUGUGACCCUGGUCUUGGCCCCUAUCUUGGAUGAUGGCUGGUGCAAAGAGAGGACCCUGGACAACCACUUGUUCUUCUUCUUGGUGGAGGAUGAUGCCAGAGGCAGGGUCGUGCUCAGAGUGAGACCCCAAGAAAAGGGAACAGACCACACCCAGGCCAUUGUGCUGGGCUGCGUAGGGGGCAUCGUGGCAGUGGGGCUGGGGCUGGUCCUGGCUUACAGGCUCUCGGUGGAAAUCUAUGACCGCCGGGAAUACAGUCGCUUUGAGAAGGAGCGGCAACAACUCAACUGGAAGCAGCUCCUAGGAUUCGGCUCAAGACUGGCCUCUUAGGUCUAGAAAGGGGACAAGGAAUCCUGGGAUUUUUGCUCAUAAUCUGCAACAUCUUUCCUCAGGACAGUAAUCCUCUCUACAAAAGUGCCAUCACGACCACCAUCAAUCCUCGCUUUCAAGAGGCAGACAGUCCCACUCUCUGAAGGAGGGAGGGACACUCACCCAAGGCUCCUCUCCUUGGAGGACAGUGGGAACUGAAGGGUGAAAGGAAGGGUGGGUCUGUAAGACCUUGGUAGGGGACUAAUUCACUGACGAGGAGCGGCCACCACCCUACUUCAUUUUCAGAGUGACACCCAAGAGGGCUGCUUCCCAUGCCUGCAACCUUGCAUCCACCUGGGCUAUCCCACCCAAGUAUAUAAUAAAGAGUCUUACCUCAGA
Molecule: messenger RNA, 3172 nt
Organism: Cercocebus atys (sooty mangabey)
Lineage: Eukaryota; Metazoa; Chordata; Mammalia; Primates; Cercopithecidae
Gene: ITGB7
Product: integrin, beta 7
Exons: 17
Coding region: 164-2794 (876 amino acids)
Biological process (GO): integrin-mediated signaling pathway; cell adhesion mediated by integrin; cell migration
Cellular component (GO): integrin complex; focal adhesion; cell surface
Molecular function (GO): integrin binding
Source: RefSeq, a predicted model, not a curated record